UGUCCGCCGGCAGCGCAGCGCAGCGCGGCGGGAGGGCGGAGGAGGACGGGCGCUGUGCCAGCACCGGCACCGGGCGACGCUGCCUCACCUCACCUCACCCCCUCCCCCUUUAUCCUUCCUCCUCCUCCUCCUCGUCGUCCUCCCCCUCCCCGCCGCGGCGGCCCCCUCGAGCGCCCGCCCUAAGAUGGCUGAUGGUGGGCGGUGAGGCGCCGCGCGGGGCUGCGGGCGGCCGUUGCCGGCCGGCGAGAAGCGGGGGCGGCUGAGGGGCGGCACAGCCCGGCACGGCACAGCCCGGCACGGCACAGCCCGGCACGGCACGGGGCUCGGUCCGCGCAGCGCCAUGUCCGCCUUCGCGCUGGAGGAGACGCUGGAGGCCGACUGGGUGGCCGUGAGGCCUCACGCCUUCCAGGAGCGCGAGAAGCACAAGUUCGUCUUCAUCGUGGCCUGGAACGAGAUCGAGGGCAAGUUCGCCAUCACCUGCCACAACCGCACGGCGCAGCGGCAGCGCAGCGGGUCCCGCGACGUGCGGCGAGCCGGGGCCGAGGCCGGAGCCACCGCCGCUGCCGCCUCCAAGGCGCUGCGCAGGGGCCCGGCCUGCGGCCCCGACCCCCCCGUCCCGGCCCGGAGCCCGCUGCGCGCCCGGGGCGGCCCGUCCCGCAGGCCGUCGCGGGGCCCGGAGGCGGCGGGUGGCGCCGCGGAAGAUAUCGAAGUGCUGGAGCUGGGCAGGGAGGAGGCGGCCGGCUCGCUGUCGUCGUCUCCGCCGCCGUCGCCGCUGCAGGCAGCCGAGCCGUCCGCUCCCGACGCGGAGCCGGCGGGGGAGGAGUGCAGCUGGGCCGGGCUCUUCUCCUUCCAGGACCUGCGGGCCGUGCACCAGCAGCUGUGCUCGGUGAACUCGGAGCUGGAGCCCUACCUGCCCGCCUUCCCCGAGGAGCCCUCGGGUAUGUGGACGGUGCUGUUCGGGGCCCCCGAGCUGUCCGAGCAGGAGAUGGACGCGCUCUGCUACAAGCUGCAGGUCUACUUGGUCCACUGCUUGGACACCUGCGGCUGGAAGAUCCUCUCGCAGGUGCUCUUCACCGAGACGGACGACCCCGAAGAGUACUACGAGAGCCUGAGUGAGCUGCGGCAAAAGGGGUACGAGGAGGUGCUGCAGCGGGCCCGCAGGCGGAUCCAGGAGCUUCUGGAGAAACACAAAAACACAGAAAGCAUGGUCGAGCUGCUUGAACUGUAUCAGAUGGAAGAUGAAGCCUACAGUAGUCUUGCAGAAGCUACUACGGAGCUCUACCAGUACUUAUUACAACCAUUCCGAGAUAUGAGGGAACUUGCAAUGCUUAGAAGACAGCAGAUAAAGAUCUCAAUAGCGAAUGAUUACCUAGGCCCCAGAAGAAUUGAGAGUCUGCAAAAAGAAGAUGCCGAUUGGCAGAGAAAAGCCCACAUGGCUGUGCUUUCUAUUCAAGAUCUUACGGUUAAAUACUUUGAAAUAACAGCCAAAGCACAGAAAGCUGUGUAUGAUCGAAUGCGAGCAGACCAGAAAAAAUUCGGUAAGGCAGCAUGGGCAGCAGCAGUGGAACGUAUGGAAAAGCUUCAGUAUGCAGUUUCUAAGGAGACUUUGCAGUUGAUGCGUGCUAAAGAAAUCUGUUUGGAGCAGAAGAAACAUGCAUUGAAAGAAGAGAUGCAAAGUCUGAAGGGUGGUACAGAAGCCAUAGCCCAUUUGGACCAGUUAGAAGCUGAUUAUUACGAUCUACAGCUUCAAUUAUAUGAAGUGCAGUUUGAGAUCCUAAAAUAUGAAGAGCUACUGCUGACAGCACAACUUGAAAGCAUCAGAAGACUGAUGUCAGAGAAGAGAGAUGAAGUGGUAUAUUAUGACACUUACGAAAGUAUGGAAGCCAUGCUUGAAAAAGAGGAUAUGGCAACAUCUGCACACUUGCAAAAAGAGGAGCUGCAAAAAUUGCAACAAAAAAUUCGCCAGCUGGAAGCAAGGCGUGGACGUAUUUCAGCCAAGAAAGCCUACCUCAGAAAUAAAAAGGAGAUUUGUAUUGCAAAGCAUAAUGAAAAGAUCCAGCAGCAUCACCAGAGUGAGGAGGAGUACAAAAUGCACCAUAAUGUUCAGCUGAAGCGAGAUCAGCUACAAGAUGAAGAGGAAAGAAAGAGCUCCUGGGUUAGUCAGGAACGACAGAAAACACUGGACAGACUUCGCACAUUUAAGCAGCGGUACCCUGGGCAAGUAAUACUUAAAUCAACCAGACUACGACUGGCUCAUGCAAGAAGAAAAUGUGCAACCAGUUCGGUGUCCUCUGUAGAUCAGCCUCAAUCUUUGCCAGCAACCAUACAAACCCAAGAUAAAAGUGAAGAGGUGGAAUUGGAAAAUGCAGUUCAGCCUUUGCAAGUGCAGGAAUCCACAAGCUUAGAACAACUUCAAGAUGUCUCGUUACCUCCCAAUGGUGUUACCUCUGAACUGCCUCAUGUUAGUACUUCUCCACUCAUCAGUAAUGAGUUUCAAACAGAGACUGUUACUGUAGUACCACUUCCACCCCCUUUGCCUCCGCCUCCUCCACCUCCGCCUCCACCCUUGCCAUCAAAAGAAGAUGCCACCAAAUCCUUAGAGAAAAGUGACAGCUUUGUUAAACGUCAAAGUGAAGAGAAGGGAGUCCAGCACUCUUCCAGUGUCCCAACAGCACAUCUGUUUGACAGCAGUCAGCUAGUCAGUGCCAAGAAGAAGCUUAAGAAGACAGGUGAUCUAGAGGGUUUACAGAGAAGGAGAGUGAGUUCCCCGAUGGAUGAAGUGCUGGCUUCCUUGAAGCGUGGGAGCUUUCACUUAAGAAAAGUUGAGCAGAGAAGUCUCCCUCCUUUUCCUGAUGAAGAUGAUAGCAAUAACAUCUUGGCACAGAUCAGGAAAGGAGUGAAACUGAAGAAAGUGCAGAAAGAUGUUUUGAGAGAAUCCUUUACAAUUCUGCCUGAUACUGACCCUCUGACAAGGAGCAUCCAUGAAGCAUUGCGACGAAUUAAGGAAGCAUCACCUGAAUCAGAGGAUGAAGAGGAGAGUUUACCUUGCACAGACUGGGAAAAUUAACCUGUGAUUUACAGCCACUGGAGUGAGAAAAGAAACCCCAGUUGAAGAUUACUUUUCCUCUUCAUUUCUGAAUAUUGAGAGCCAGCAGUUUUGACCAUCAGUUCCCCAGGAGGUUUUUUGGCAAAGAAAUAGCCUUUCUUUGGCAAAAGAUUUAGCACCUGGAAAAAAUGACCUGAAAUGUUACUUUUCAGAUCACUUUUUUCUUUAUUUGUUCCAAAAUUCUGGUUUGAGUAGAAAGCUAAGUUGUGUAGACGUGCAUUUCAUAUAACCAAGAAUGCCCAAUUCUAAAGCACUUUUCAUAUUUCUGUUAUUAAUGUGUGGCCAGUUAAGUGAAGGGAGUAUUUUGAGUUGAGAGAAUACUUGCAUUUAACUAACUUUGGGAUUUGGCUGAAACAACAGCUAUAAAAUCUACCCUUCACUGCACUGAAUAUAUCAUCUGCUUGAAAACCAAUUAAAUAGCUCCUUGCAGAGAAGCUUGCUGCGUAGCAGUGUGAUGUUACAGAAAGAGCAGAAUUCCUAGUUGCACUACUGUAGCUGAAAUUCAGUAUUGUGCAACCAAGAUUUUUUUCUUCUUAGUUUGAAGAAUUGUGUGUCAGGAUGAAAAAUAACAUGUGACUACAACAUAAUGAGAAGUAAGAGUUGAAUUCAGUACAUAUUCAAGAAUGUAUUUGUUUCCAGUAUGGUACAAUUUAGCAAGACAUACUGCAGCACCUUUUUAGAAGGUCAUUUGUAGUAUUAAACCUUUUUAAAGUAGACAUUCUCAUGCUUUUUAAAAAUAAUAUUUAGCUAUGCUAAACCAAGUUAGUUAUACUUUUAUCAUUUAUUAUAAGAAGCAAUAUUUUGUAAUUUCAUACUUAAAAUUAUUUUUCUUUUUGGUUUAAAAUGGCUUUGUUUGAAUACUGUAAGCAGCCUCCUUUAAGAAAAGAUCAAAGCACUUAAACAUACUAAUACUUCAGUUGCUUCUCUUGCUAUUUUUUAUUAUUCUCUUUAGUGGCUGCAAAAAAAUAUUUGUAUUUCAUACCCAAAAGCCUGUUGUCUGAAAAAAGUUUCCUUUUGAUCAUGACUAUUUUUUUUCAAAGGAGAGUUAUAAUUUCCUCUGCAGUGAAUUCUUAGUAAUAACCCUAAGCUUCAUGGCUAAUGGCUGCAGGCAGCUACACUUACAAUAAACAUCACAAUAAUAAGAGGUAUGCCAGUACAGAGAGAUAGUAUUUGACUAUCUAGAAACUCCAUGUGAUAUUAGAAUAAAAAAGACCAUUAAAAUUUUAAGGAAGCUAAGCUUUUACUAGCAUUAUAUUUUUACUAGCAUGACAUACACUGUGUUUGAGAAGUACACAAUCCCUGUCCUUUGUGUAGUGUGUUCCAUUCACUUUUCCUUUUGUGAAGAACAAACUACUAUGUGAAUGACUUUUUUUUUUAAGUGGAAUUAUGCAUCGCUGCUGUCACAUAACGGAACAUGUACUGUGUCAGUGCUUAUAACAGGAGAUUUCAUGUCUUGCCAUUUACUUUUAUAAACAGGAGCAGGAGUACUUACCUUAGCAACAGGCUAUAUAACCUACAGGAACCUCAGAUGUUGGACCCUUCAGCUGUUUUGCUGUGGCUGUCCUGAAAUUAAAGCUCUAUCAAACAUCUCAAAUGGAUGCCACUUUACCCUUGCUAUUGACAGGCAUCUUCUUAACCUUGUUGCCUUAUUUAUAGUUAGUGAACAUUCAUUUUCAAAGCACCCAUGAGCAGCAUUAUUCCAGAGAUGUAUUGAUUUUGCAGUAUGUAUUCAUUGCCAGGUCUGUAUGCUUUUCUCCUGAGAAGAUCAGCUCUAUAAAAUGCUUGAUAUUGGCUUUCUAAGGACCUAAAACCACAAGGUAUAUUUUUCAUAAAUUGCUUCUCUUAACUCGAGUUAGAUGGUGUGGUUAUAAGCUAAUACCACGCUCAUGCAGCAAUAAUAGUAAUUUCAAAGUUUAUCAUUAUCAUCUGACAUUGACUGUACUGUAAACUGUGGCGUGUUUCUGCUCUACGUUCGUCUACACUUCCAGUCAUACCACACCUGAAACUGAGUUAAUCAAAUAAUUUUUUGGCCAUAGCACAAAGCAUAAUUAUGAUGUAGAAUGGUAAUUCAAAUUAUAUAGUUCAUCUGAAUCUUUGUGCUAUAUUAAUUAGUGGUGAUUGAGCAACUUCUUUGUCAAUUUUCUCCUGUUUUCCAGCCUGCAUUUUUAUUCCUUACAGUAUGCAUAUGGGACACUAGCAAAAUUCCAAGUCAAGAGAAAAUAGUGUAAUUUUAUGAUACAGGUGCAACGGUCCCUUUGCACAGUGUUUGUGUCUACAGUUUACCAUUGUGUUGUGAUAUAUCUAAAUAGCUCAAUGCUUUACUGUACUACAAUCUUCAAAUUUAUUUGCCAUGUGAUCUGUCGACUUUGCCUUGAAAAUGUGUGCAUGAUGAGAAAAAAUACAAAAUUACUGUCCUUAAUCUGUUUUAUAUUUAGUUGAAAUCGUAGAUUCCUGUAAUAGCUUAGUUUAUAGAAAUGGACUUCUCAUAGUAGCAAGUGUUUUAUGUGCACACAAAUAGAAGUUGUUAUGCUGAGCAAAGCAGUUUAUAUCAGUUCAGAACUGCCAUCUUCCGUGUGGAAAGUAAAUGUUUUUUUUCCCCCGCAUACUGCUGAAAGCCCAAAUGCUUGAUUUUAAUCUUCUAUGAGUCCCUAGAUGUCACAGUUUCACAUAAGUCUCCAUUGUGAUAUAAAAAUUGUGCAUAUGUAGAGUACAGUUAAUGCAUAAAACUUCCCAUCCUUCUCUGCAAUGUGAAGUUCUGCAGUGGGAUGGCUGGAGCAGCAAAUGGGGGAAGUAUAUCCACAAGAAACUUAGAGAAAUUACGACAAUCCUACAUUAAAUUUGGUUCCUCCGUAGCUAAGAAAAGUUCUGAUGAAUAUGUUGGUCCUUGAGAAAUCAUAGCAAGCAUCACGACAGAAAAAAACAGUUAAACAUAUGCACAGAAAGAGAGCCUCAUUGUGGUGGCUGCCUUUGUCUGUUGUUAGUCAUUUAUCUUAAGCAGUGUGUCUGUUUUCAGGCUUUUUUGAUCUUUAGAAACGUGCUUUCUUGCUUCAAGUUAAAGCUGUUGUAGUAUUGUAUAACGGAUCCGGUGAGAUAAAGAGUUGGAGUGCAUAAUGUUUAUUUUGUAAAUGCUUGUUGAGGACUGAAAAAUCUUGUAUGAGUGGGAACAGGAAAUACUGAAUUUCUGUUUACAUAACCAAAAUGUAAGGUAAACAGGAAGUUUUUCCUCAGAAAUAGAGUUUGCAUCAACAUUAAUUUCAUCCUCUCAUUCACAGAAGUUCCAGAUCCUUUAAAAAAUUACCAAUAUUCUUAGUUUGUUCACUUUCUUACUGUUCUCAUGUCUUAGUUAAAUAACCUGUCUAGGGUUGAUGAAUGCUUUUUUACCUUCCUUAAGCAUCACUUUUAAUUUUUCAUUUUUUAAAUCUGAUAGUCUGCAUCCUACACCAGACACCUUUAAAACAAAUUAGUAUAAUUAUAUAUUGUGUUCUUUUGUGGCUACAUCAGGGGUAGGACUCAACACACUUCAUUACAUUAUUUGUAGAGAAUCAUUUUGAGUAUAAGCACUAUAUUCUGUAAUGUCUAUUAUUAAAGUAAUGACAGGUGCGUUAUUGAAGAUGCAACUUAUUGAGAAGAGGAAACAGAAACUUGUAUUGGUUAAUGUUCCCCUUAUUCGUUUGUUGCGCUGAAUUUCAAGAGUAAUUUGUAAAUCAACUUCGUUCACACGUCUAUCAGAUUUUAUUUUCAUUGUAAUGCUUAUGUAAUUAAGUUACCCAUAUAUGUUUCUGGUAAUGAUCCCAUAAGCAUGGACAAUAUAUUGUUAUGUUUAGCACUACAGAAUUAAUGUUAAGAACAAGCAAAGCUUAUUGCAAAGAAAAGGAGCAAACAAGCACCUUACUGUUGCUUAAUUUGAGCGUGUUGCAUAAUUUCAGUGCUACGGGAGCUGACAGACAGUAGGUCAUUCUAAGCUUGACUGCAAAUUGCUCUUUGGUGUAAGCACAUUGACAUACUGCUAUCAAUGCUGUAAAAAGUACAGCAAUGGCUGUUUUUAACCUAUAAAUAUACUGUAAUUUAAAUUUUUCCUACAAAACAAAUUUAUAUUUAAUUGCUGCCUAAGACAUGUACGUAAAAUUAGGAUUUUUAGCAGGGUUGAGGGUGGGUGGGCAUGCCAGUUUAUUUUGGGGAUGGGUUGUUGUAUAUACAUUUCUUUGCACUUCCUGUUCAGUUUAACUAUUAAUCCAAAACUCCCAGCUCUGACUGUCGUGAGUCUGCAACCUGACACCUACGUAUUUUUAUUCAGGUCUGCUAUAUUCUGUGGCACAGAGCUUCAGAAUUUGACAGAAAAGGUCUUUCCAUUCUCAAAUGUGAAUACUCUGAUGUACCUCUAACAUGGAAAAUGACCAAGCAAUGAAUUUUACUCUGCUGAGUUUAAUGUUACUGUGGAGUAUUAUUUAAAGCUGAUAUCUAAGGCUGUUAACCAAUGGUGUGUCCAUUUGGGAAAAGUAAGAAGGGUGAUUGUUAUUUCAGUGGGUAUAGUCCAAACUCUGCAGAGAUUUUAUUCUAGAUACUGUCACCUGUUCAGUAACUAGUUUGCCUUAGACUGGCUUGACUUUCAGAUUCUUUCAGGAGCAUUUUUUUUAUUUCUGAAUUACAGAAUAGAUAUUGGGGAUAAGGGACACUUCGUGUGUCCCAGCACAUUAUUAUAGUUGCUAUAUGUUUUGGAUUUUGUCUUACAUAUUUAUGAAUACAUCAUUAUAAGAUGAAAGGAAUAUAGAUGGCUGCAGAUUGUCUUGCAUGAAUGACAUCAGUAAAGGUAAAUGACACUAGCUUCUUUUUUUAAGCCUGUUGAAUAAGAAAUAAUCAAACCAGUUUGCCAUUCACUAGCUUUGUGCAAUAUUAUUGGUAGAAUCAAACACUAGCACACUGUGCUUGGCUUUAAGGAAGCUCUUUAACACCAUUAUAUUCAAAAGAACAUAUUAAAUGCAUAUUUUAUUGUAAACAACUGCAAAUUUGCUAUACCUACAAAUGCUUAAUGGUAUAAAGUAUUAAGCAACAAGUAUCUUUAAGAAAAAAGGUAAAAAACUAAGCAAAAAUUUCCAGCAAUACCUAAAAACUAAAAACUAAAAAAAAAAAAAAAAACACUUAACUGUCUGCCUUUUGCUCUUUUUUCUUUACUGCGGCUUUUCUGCAAUGCAAGUUUAUUGCUGUGUAUCAUGGUUUUUUAUUUUCUUGACUCAGAAGUUUAAACCUGUACACAAAGUACUGAACUCACCUUCUUCUACAUGCGAUGUAACAUCAUACUCACAGUUUUGGUGCUUAAAAAUGAUUCCUUUUUUCUUUAUUAAAGGAUAUUUAUUUGACCACUGUCCUGUUUUUACUUUGCGUAUAUAGCAAUGUUUAAAAAAUAUAUAUAUAGUUUGGUUCCCACAAAAAAAAAAUAAAAAACAGCAACAAAAAAACAUAUAUACUAAAGUUUCCAUUGUUAUUCUUUUAGUUCUUCAAGCUGCGUUACUGCCAUUGCUUAAUGGCAGAUGAUUGUGUAUAAGCUAUGUUGCAGCAAGGAGUAAUAUCUUUGUAAAUUGUUAUAUAAAUAAAUUAGGUAUUAUAGAAGAACCUUGCUCUUAAGUAAUGCAGGAUAAUUGAGCUUAAAUACAAAUAAAAAAUAGUUUCCAUCUCUUAAUGAAAAGACAAAAACAGAGCAGAAAUUUAAGUCCAGAAAUGUUAAGAGCUUUGAUCCCUUAUUGCAGUUUCCUACAGUUUAGAGCUAGCUAGAGACAAUGGCAUUCUAUGGAGAGAGAGAGCAAGCCUCCAACUGCAACCACUUAAUUUACAAAGAGCAGUAAUGAUAAUGGAAAAGCUCAAAUUGAAAACCUUCACUAUUUUUGCUUUUUUGGUGUAAGUGCAAUAUAAUAUUUCAAAAACAAACUAGAUCAUGCAUGAAUAAUUCAGAUAUUUUAGAAGUAUCAUUAUGAGUGUUUUGAAGAGAAAGGUUCUACCUGUUUUCUGAAGGAAAAAUACCCUAAAAUCCACAGCUGAUCAUUUCCCAGACUUGUGUUGCCAGCUGUUGUUUUUCUGUUUGUUUUGUGUGUGUGUGUUUUUAAGUAAUACCACAAAAUGAAUAUUACCUAGAGAUAAAACUACAAAAAUACUCAUGGUGCACAGAGGUCUGUUUGCAUUGUGCACCUUUUUCCUUUCAAUCUCGUGUUUCUGGUACAAGAACCGCACCGCAGGUAAGUCAAUGUAGGCAGAUUCUAUGCCCAGCUGGUCCUUUAACAUGAAAAAAUAAAAAUUAAAAAAAAAAUAAAUAAACUAUGUGCUUAAUGCAAUAAGAACUGUUUAGAGCUAUAUAAUCCUCAGAAAACAAGAAAAAGUUACGAUGUUUUUAAUAGCAACCUGAAACAAAGGUUUGCUGGCAAUACAAACCUACACUGCAAAGAGUCUCAUCAAAAUACAAAUCAAAAUUUUACUUGUAUUGUUGUUCGCCUCUGGUAAUAAUGGCAUACACUAUUAAUUUUGCACUGUGGCAGAACAAGUAGGAAGUCUGCUUUGAAAUAAGCAAAUUCUUCAGUCAUCUCUGAUUAUUGCUUGUGAAAGAUGAGGAUUAUGUUUGUAGCCAGGGUCUAUUCCUAAAUGCUUUCACUGUGCUCAGCAGCAUGUGCUCACAUCUGGCCUGAAAAGUCUGCUUCCACACACGUUUUGCUCCACAGAACAAACUUGUAUUUAAGAGCAUUUGUUGCCAUCAACUGCUGUCUGCCCUGGCAUUGGCUCGAGCAGGUAAGUCGCUCCUUUUUUAAUCACUUCUUGGGGUAUUCCUACAGGCUGGAAGUAUGUCUAAUGCAUGCAUCAGAUUUGCAAAUUAGUGAAUAGAUCUGGAUGCACACUUCCAAGGCAGUGGUGUGCUACUCAGAAUAAGGCCUAAAUGUUUGCACAACACAUAGAAGAUGGGAGAUGGGUAGAACCAUCAUUUAUUUUUUUUUUCAUAUUAGUUACACGUCAGAUGUAAAGGAAAGGUACAUUGUAAAUAAAUAUUCAUUGGGCCACAGUCCAUCUCAAAGUUAUAAAACAACACCUCUUUCUCACAGAAAUCAUUGGUAUAUUUAGGGUUUGUUCACAUUCCACCAGUUUAUGAUCAGCAGAGGGGAUGUGGGGAAGGGAGAGAUAAAUAUGGUAGUUGAGUUUGUUCCAAAACCUGAGAAAUGUUCCUUUUCUCGGAAGUUCUUAUGCUGCUUCCCAUUGUACAGGUUUUGCUCCUCCUGUUGUAGCAGGGAGGUUAUAGUGAGCCACCAGUGUGUCAGCACUGCCAGCAAAGCCCGAGCUUUAUGCUCACGCCACAAACAGCUUAUCUAGAUCUAAUGCCAUGAAGUUUUGUUGAUGUGUUUUUUCCUCUUUUAGGAUGGAGCAAUGUAAUUAACUGUAAAACAUCAUCUGUAAAUUUCAGGUGUAGCAUGUAGGCCAUGUAAGUGAUGCAAGCAUCACUUUGUUGAUACUGCAAAAGAUUACUCCAAAGGUUUUACCAGGUGACUACUGGCAUGGCCACGUGGCCAGCCUUGGGUGCAGGCAUGACCAGUUUUCCAUCCUGCAGAACUGCAGACCUGCAGUCGUCUUGCUGCCAUCGCGAUGCCCUCCUGCCCCUUCCCCAUUUACUCCGAGACUCUCAGCUGUGUAACUCUCUCUAGACUUCAUGCAAAUCUGCACCCCUGCCGUGCUGACUGCCUUGACUUUUGUUAACGUGACAAAAGAUGGCAAAUCUUUUAAGAUGGGGAUCUUAUUCAUGUUUACAAAUAUCUUAAAUGUGGGAGACAGAGGGAUUUGGCCAACCUCUUUUCAGUGGUUUGUGGGGACAGGACAAGGGGCAGUGGCCACAAGAUGGAGCACAGGAAGUUCCGCACCAACAUGCGAAAGAACUUCUGCACGGUGAGGGUGACGGAGCACUGGAACAGGCUGCCCAGGGAGGUUGUGGAGUCUCCUCCUCUGGAGAUAUUCAAGGCCUGUCUGGACGCCUACCUGGGCAGCCUGCUCUAAGGAACCUGCUUUGGCAGGGGGGUUGGACCCAAUGAUCUCUUGAGGUCCCUUCCAACCCCUACAAUUCUGUGAUUCUGAGAUCUCCCGUGACACCUUGCCUCGGUGGGGAGGGCUGGUGGAUAGAAACAGGCAGAGAUUCUUGCCCGUGCUAUUACAGCUGCUGCCUGUCUGCACUAGUGCUGGGGCAUGCCCUUUCCCCUUUAAUCAACCAAAAUUGGCAAAAAAACACCCCACUGCAUUCAAGAUCAGGCAUCUGCCACCUUCUCCCAUCAUUCCUACUAUAACUGUGAGCUGUCUGUGAUGUUUGUUGGAGGCUUGUGCCAGAGAUAAUCAGUUGUAUUAUCUUUUCACUUUCUCCUUGCCACCAAAGACAGUAGGUGAUUUCUCUGAGUGUGAUUUCUCUUUUCAGUAUCUGUGUCCUACAUUGCUUAUAGAAGGCCAAGCACAUUUAUUGUCUUUCAAGCAUCAUUUACUGUUUACUUCAUUUUUUAAUCUUUUCUAACUUGCAUCAUGCUCCCUCUGUAUUUUACUAUUUAAAAGUCACAGGAAUAACAAAAUCAAAGAAUCAUGCAAUACAUACAAAGCAUUUAUAUUGGCUAUACUUUUUCUUCCUCAAUAUUUUAUUUUGAUCCCAUUAAAUUUCAGUAGAAAUGCAUCUGAACUUAGUGUACAAAAUCAUCAACAUAUGCUCUAACUGCCAUGCAUGUUAACUACACAGUUUAACCACAACAGAUGUUUUAUGAAUCAACUUUAUAUGAAGCACCAUAAAGUGAUGACCUUUCUUUUUCCUCCUGUUCACUUGCUGAGAGUAAACUGACAGACGGAGUGGACCGAGACCCACAAAAAUAAAACAUUGACAAGCCAUUGCACACUACGCUUGGUUUUUAAUGGCAUGUUGGAAAAUAAAAAAGUCUUGAGUAGGCAUUAAGAAAUAAAUAAAUCACAUAGCCUAUCCCCUUGUUGCUGGAGCACAUACACCUAUGUUAUUCCUGUAAGUUUCCUGAGGGCUUUUAUUGGUGUAAGGUCACAGCCUCUGAAUGAGCCAUCACAGUGCCUAGAGGCUGAAGGCUAGUAACAUCAGACCAUUAAUUGUCAUCCUGCCCACCACUGCUGUAUGAACAAAUUACGUUGUCCUCUCUGCAACAGACUAUUCAUGCAUCCCCUUGCUCCCCGCUGCUCCGAUACACACACACACACCUCACCCCGCUCUUCCACUCAUCAUUAAACCAAACAGCACCUGGAGGCUCAGCCUGGUGGAGGCCGGCCCUUUGAGAGGCCGGGACAUUCAGCCUCUAGACAUUCAGCCUCCAGUGCUCACAGCCAGCAGAUGCAACCAGGGAAAGCAACCUGCUGGUGAGCGAUGCUCAUAGCAUGUGCAUGCUGAUUUAAUCCUCUCUGGGAAAGGAUGGGAGGGGUGCAGAACUCUAGUUUUCUCAGUCAAAGGUAGAAUUAAUUAAACAAGCUUGAUAGAGCAAAUUUCUGUUCAGGAAAUGAAAUUUUGUCACUUAAAAAAAAAAAAAAAAAAAAAGUCUACUCAGGCUGUGUGUCUGGUGAAAACACCUGCAGGUUGCCUACCAUGACAUGCUUUGCUUAGGUUUGUAUACAAACUAUCAUAUCUUAGCAAACACAUUUUAAUUUGCAGUAAGAAAUGUCAAACAGAAAUCUAACCAGCAUUUGCCAAGGCUGCACUAUCAGCGAUAUGGGGUUGACCUGUGUUCUGUUCCCAGCCAUCAGCUGCCCACAGAUCUGAAGUCUUUCUGCCCUACCAGGCCUAGACACACAAAUUUGCUGAAGUCCUUCCUUAGUGGAUGCUAAGUUUCAGGAAUGCUUCUGCAUAAGAGGGAACGUAGUGCUGUUGGUACCAGCUUGCUUAAACUGAAUGCAAAAUUUAGGUCCUGCUCCUUCUGGAGCUUUCCCAGCAGCAGGGACCUACCUGUGCCCCAAGAGAUCAUGAAGUUUUUUUUUCCAUUAUCCCCUCAACAUGUCAUUGAGAUAGCAGAUUAUGGCUUGCCUUAAAAAAAAAAAAUCUUGUGAAUACACUGAAAUCCUGUAAAUUACAAUUUAUGUUAUCUGCCAAGCCCUUCUGUCUGAUGAAGGCCUGAUUCCCUGAAAUGCCGUCACUGUUGCCACCAGUGUUUUCCACGCAGCAGCAGUGUUUUCCAACACAAGGCAGAGCUGUUCUUACAGGAGGUCGUGAAGCUCAGCUUACGAUUUCCCCAGGUAAUGGCUCCCUCUUCUGGUGCUCUAAGAUAUCAAAGGAGCGAGUGACAAAAACCUUCGACUUUACAGGCCGGAUCGCUACCUACCCAACCUGCCAGCCCAGGCUGGGAGCCUUGUGACAAGCUCUCCCAGUCUGAUUUAGGAAUACUGCAGCUGCAGUCUUUGUACAGUGACAUUUCCAAGCAGCACGCUUUGGUAACACUUGCUUAGAACAUGCCUGAUGCUUCCUCGUUGCCUCUUCUCCAAUUCUGUGGCUUUCCAAUGCCUCUAAGACUAAGUAAUGUUCAGACAGAAUCGACCUCACCCCAUACACAUAUCUAUGUACCUUCUGUGUGCGUCUAAGUUGUAUUUAUGACAAGAACACGGAUGCAAAAAAGGAAAAAGAAGAAAAAACAGGGUUGAAAUAAAGUUUGGACUUGUAGGUUCAAAAGAUAAAAGAAACCAUCCCAAAUAAUACUUUCGUAAUUUCUUUUUCUUUCAAGUGGGUGGGGAAAAGGUGCUUAUAUCAAAACAGCAAGUUACUCUGCUUCUCUAAGAGCUGCUGAGCAAAAAUGCCCGUAUCCAGAUACAGAGAGUGUUCUGCAGCAAAAGGGCUUGACCAGCAGUGACGGUGCUGCAACUGAAGUCAGCGGCUCCUGAACAAAGUUAGCAAACCCUUGGGAUGCCUCCAGGACGGGCGGGGUGCAGCCAGCACCGCCACGAAUAGCAGGGAGUAGAGGGGAGUGCUGUGCAGGAUGCUUGCUCCAGAUGAACCCUUGCUUUUGCUCGGCUAUACCCUGCUAUCCUGGGUACUCUCACUAAGUAAAAGUCAAAGAGAAAACUGUGCUUUUCUUUGUUUUUAAGUUAUAUUUCUGGUUGCCACUGCUGUGGGUUCCUGUGGAACAACACUGCUGGAAUCAUAAAAGAACAGCAUAUUGAGAUGUAGAGAAAAAUUUUUUUUUUACAUUUCCAUCUACUAGUUAAGGAUUGUGAUGUUUCUCUUGCAGAGAAGUACAAGAUCAUUUUGCUUCCCAUUUGAUUUUUUGUGUUUGUUUUUGUUUAAAGAAAAUUCUGCCAUGAUUUAACAAAUAUAAUCCAGACUAAGAAACUUCAAAGGUCUUGUUCCCUCUUGGAAAAGCUUAGCUUGCAAAUACCUAUAUGGCCAUAUGUAAUGUAACUCAAAAGGGGGAAAAUCCAUCCACACAGAUUAUACUAAAACAUACCUUUUCAGUGUAGGUCUUCCUCUCCCCUUAGUACCUGGAUGCAUGUAGUGUUUGUGAUGGUCUGGGACUCUGCAUCCUUCUUGAUCUACUGGGAAAAAAAAUUCUUCCUCUUCAGAACUGUCACAGAAAUGUAAGUUCUCUUUCCAAGAAAACUUCUGGGUUGCUACUCCCAGUCUAGUGGAGGCAUAGAGGGCUGGGACACUGCUGGAUCCAAUCCUUGCAGUGAGAUUAGACUUGCAUGAGAGCAGAUGAGAAUCCCCAGAGCAGGGAUGCCAAAACUACUUCAAAGUUAAAGACAAGAGAGAGAAAUCCCUCCUAAACCCAGCUAAGAACUUUGUUUCACAAACACCACAGAUGGUAGGAGCUGAGGGCAGGAAAAAUAGGAAGUGUCUUCACCCGCUGCAAGUGACUAAUACCGACAGCAAACCUCUAGACUUGUGAAGAUAAAAGAAUGGAAAGGAGUGGGUUUUGCAGACUGCCAGGAUUUGGCUCCAUUGAUAAAGCACAUGCCUAAUAACGCUGACCUCAGGAAGCAGUAGAGUUCUGGGGCAAGUCAGAUGUGCUCAACAUUGGCAUGAUGUGACAACCUAGGGGAAGCAGGACACAGAUUAACAAACUUUCUGUCACUGCUGCAUGGUUCGGAUGUUCUGUCCUCUGCUGUGCAAAACUUUCUUGCCUAUUUUACAGCUACUGGUGCCAUCUAAGGGAAUCCUUUUGAAAACUCUACACUCCCCCCCCCUCCACAAAUCUGUAACAUCUUCGAUAGUUAUUCCUCCUUCCCAUGCCCGUCAGCAUAAGAACCAGCAUUUGAAAAUGACACAAACUACCACACAUGUUGUUCCAACCAAGCUGAGCUUGUGCAGGACCAGGCUAGGAGGGAGAAAGCGUGUAUAAACUAGGCUUGUGUUUCUUUGGUCCUAGGAGGAGCUGCCACCAGUGCAGAGGCAGCACUGACAGCUGCAAGUCCCUGAGAGGUUGUGGCAGGCAAGCUAUGAGACCCUGUGAGAGUGAGCAGAAACCCACCCCACGACCCAGAGCUGUUGCAGGCACUGCGAUGCCAACCACUGCACCUGCCUGUUGGCUGCGUUGCUUAGCCAGGAUGGCGAAGGUGAGCUGAGCUGACUCUAGGAUCAAACUAAACUCCGUUUGUUGCUUCUGAACGUUUAACAGAAUGGGUGAAAUUCAUCGUACUUAUCUGAAGUAAGUGGAGUAAGCGAAGGAACUAAUUCUAGAAAGCAAAAAUCGGUAUUUUAGAAAAUGUCUACUACUCCGUGAAGUAUGUUCUCUGCUUAGCACCAUUCAGAGGUAGUGCACACAUGCAGCAUUAUUGAGAAAAUGUAAACAAGACGAUCUGAACAUUGUUUUGCAUGGUCAGGUCCAUUUCUUGAAAAAAAAUCAGCAUAUAACUGU
Cygnus atratus (black swan) is the source of this 15954-nucleotide messenger RNA. It is a transcript of the gene JMY, whose product is annotated as junction mediating and regulatory protein, p53 cofactor. Gene Ontology annotation, biological process: positive regulation of apoptotic process; 'de novo' actin filament nucleation; intrinsic apoptotic signaling pathway by p53 class mediator. The transcript has 11 exons. Lineage: Eukaryota; Metazoa; Chordata; Aves; Anseriformes; Anatidae. Gene Ontology annotation, molecular function: Arp2/3 complex binding; actin binding; transcription coactivator activity. Gene Ontology annotation, cellular component: cytoplasm; nucleus. Bases 341 to 3067 code for a protein of 908 amino acids. The record is from RefSeq and is a predicted model, not a curated record.